UCUCUGUAUCUGGCAGAUCUGGAGGCAUGCCAGCACCCGCCCUGUGAAAUCAGCAUCGCAGCGCACGGAGUUGACAAGUGCGCCUCCCCCUCCAAACGUUGUUUGACAUACCCAUCGUUAUAGGCUUCGCCUCUGGCAGUUUCUUUUUUAAAAGGCAAGCUCAAAGCCACAGAUUAUACAUUUUGCUCACAAACCGUGCGGGUAAAAUAACCUACAGACAGACAGAGAGAGAGCGACGGGCGGAAUCAGGCUUCUCUGGAGACGAACAGCUUGCGCGUAAACGGCACCGGGCAUCACUGAAAGGACAGAGAGAGAGACAGAGACGUGCUGUCUGGAUAUUUUAUUCAUUUUUUUAUUGAAUUCAUCGCUGCAGGGAGAGAGGUGCUGACUGUCUUUGUGGAUUUGCGAGCAUCGGAUGCGGUGACAUUUGGGACUUGAGCGCGCAAAGCACCUGUGGAUGCGACGCACACCCCCUGCACACAAACGCACAAACACCCGCCUGAUGUUUGGACUCAGAUCUCCUGCAAAGAAAGGAUUCACCACAAGUUGAUAACCGUUUCCAGUUUUUUUUUUCUUUUGUUCGAGUUUUUUAGCAAAGAGAAGAGAAGCGCGCCAUGCUGCUGAGCGUUCCCUUCCUGCUGCUUCCCCUGCUGAGCAUAACCGGCUGCGGCUCGUCGUACGUGCCGUGCCAGCCGUGCGAUCAGAAGGCCCUGUCCAUGUGUCCGCCGGUGCCGGUGGGCUGUCAGCUGGUGAAGGAGCCCGGCUGUGGUUGCUGCCUGACGUGCGCGCUCGAAGAGGGUCAACCGUGCGGCGUGUACACCGGGCCGUGCACGCGCGGGCUCCGGUGCCUGCCCAAGGACGGCGAGGAGAAGCCGCUGCACGCGCUCCUGCACGGCCGAGGGGUGUGCAGGAACGAGAAGCUGUACAAGCUGCAGCAUCCGUCCAAAGACAGAGAAUCUCACGGCGACGCCGUGCUGCCCGUCCCCGAGUCUGUGCCGCCGCAAACCAAGGUGCCCAUAUAUGGAGACCACAUCAGCAAACAGAAGCUGCAGGCCAUGAUGCAAGCCAAGCACCGCAUAAAGCAGCUGGCCAGGCUGGGACCCACCAGCAACCUGGACUUCUCACCGCAGAGCCUGGACAAACUGGACCCCGAGUUUGGUCCCUGCAGGAGAAGGCUGGAUAAUCUCAUUCAGAGCAUGAAGGACACUUCCAGGGUCUUGGCUCUCUCUCUGUACAUCCCCAACUGUGACAAGAAGGGCUUCUUCAAGCGCAAACAGUGUAAGCCGUCCCGCGGCCGUCGGAGGGGGAUCUGCUGGUGCGUCGACCGGUUCGGCAUCAAAAUCCCCGACAUCAACUACGCCGGCGGCGACCUGCAGUGCAAAGACCUCGACAGCAGCAGCAACAGCAACGAAUGAGAGCGCUCGUCGUAGCCGCUGAGCCCUGAUCCUGCCAAUCAAGCUAGCACACUUAAUGACUGCCAAUCAGGAAAAUAUGGCACACAUGCUUAUAUAUACGGUCAGGUGUGAUGGACUGCGUUGUGUUUGUUUGUCUGUUUUUAACGGGGAGCUCAACUGAAGCUUGCUUGGGUGAAAAUCUGCACAUGUAGGCGUUAACUCUGGCUCCCCGCUGACUGUGUACUACGCCUCACCUCUUUAUAUCCAUAGAUAAUAGAGGAUUAUAUAUAUAUAUAUAUAUAUAUUUGUAUAUUGAUAAUAUGUUGUGUACUUAUUGCUAAAUUUACUCCAAGAAAUUCAGAGACAAGACAUAUUUUAAAUGUGGCUAAAAAACAAAACCCAAAUAUUUUAUCUCGUUUUUGUCACGAUCGUCACAGAGUCAGUUCUCGUCUGAAUUAGUUAAUUUUUAAUCGUGUGAAUGACGCCCUGAUGCAAUAAGACGUCCGCCGUUUAAUCCUCAACCUGCUGCACGGAGCAGGACGAAGGGGAGUGAGGAGGGAUUAUGUUAUGUCAUCACACGGGCAGGUGAAUCAGCUGAUUUCAUAUGUCAUGUCAGCAUGAUAGCUAUCAUUGUUUGCUCAGCAUAGAUUAAAACAAAAAAAGGAAAUCAUUGGCAAGUUGACACACUUGGAUGUGAGUCCACGAAGACAGCUCACUCGAUCCACCUACCAGCACCUUUAAAAGCUCGCGAUUAACACGUUAGAAGUUGUUUGUUUGGCCAUUUUCAGGCCGGGAAUAGUAACUUGUUGAAAUCUCUCAAACCGCUCCAAGAUAUAGACACCUACGUUAAAAAAUCCAUGAAAAUUCAACAUAAGACGUAGAGAAAUCGAAUCAAAAGUGGCGUUCUCGUGAGUCCUGUGAAUGUUUUUGCCAGUUUGAGAUGAUUUAAGUUUAAUUGAAAAUCACUUUUGUCCUGGCACCAUCAGACGAGUCAAACCUGGUCGUAUUUUAGGCAAUCGUAAAGUUUAACACGAAAUUAGGAUAAACCGUCAUAUCGUCCUGUAUGGUACUGUAAAAACGUGAGAAAUUUUACACUCCACGCGCCAGACAACUGCGUCCGCUGUUUGUAAAUGUAUGUACAGUGUGUGUGUGUGUCCGUAUGUGUGUGUGCCCUUAAUAGUUCUCGACGCCGUAAAGCUUCGGUUAAAUUUCUCUCUCUCUCUCUUCUCAGCCAACCCAAGCUACUGUCCGACGUGUCCCCGUGCAUUUCCCUCCACACACAAAUCGUAUGCAAAGAGUUGAUGUUUUUCCGCGCGUAGGGUCUUCACUUCCACCACGCAGGCAAAUCCCGCCGGGCCUGACGUUGACUUGCUCUCAGGGUUUUUAUCGGGUACUUCAUCCUGCAAAAGAGCGAGGUCGCUGAGUGUGUAUGUAAAUUCAAGUGCCUUCUGCCCGACGCCACUUUGAAUUUUUGAUUUGCAUGUGUCGAAUGGAAGAAGAGGGGAAACAAUCUGAGGCGUGGACAGAUUUUUAUUUUCAGUCGGUUGCUGACGAAGAUCAGUCGAGCGCCGCUGAUCGACAGAGGACAAGAUUUUUGUUCUGUAGCUCCAAAGUUGCUUAAAUCCUUUUUUGUUGUUGUUGUUGUUGUUAUAAUCUCAAUGUUCAUUUAAUGACUCGUAUAAUCUCAGACAUUCCUAAUAUUGUGAUGUUAGGAGAGCGGUGACAGCGGCUCGUCGCCUCGCUCAUGCUGAUUCUAGCUCUCAUGUAAACACGGUGACACUUUGAACAGAAUCUCAGCUAGAAGAUUAAUGUGAACAUUAUGGUGAAAUAUUUAUCAGGCGUGUAAUUGAUGUACUCGUUUUUUUUUUGUAAUGACAAAUCACUAUUUAAAUAAAGUUCAUGUACUCACAGGAA
Messenger RNA from Larimichthys crocea (large yellow croaker), 3308 nucleotides. RefSeq names its product insulin-like growth factor binding protein 5a (gene igfbp5a). Gene Ontology annotation, cellular component: extracellular region. The record is from RefSeq and is a predicted model, not a curated record. Gene Ontology annotation, molecular function: fibronectin binding; insulin-like growth factor II binding; insulin-like growth factor I binding. Gene Ontology annotation, biological process: regulation of insulin-like growth factor receptor signaling pathway. The coding region runs from base 615 to 1415 and encodes 266 amino acids. NCBI's taxonomy places the organism in Eukaryota, Metazoa, Chordata, Actinopteri, Sciaenidae. The transcript is spliced from 4 exons.